AUUCCCAUCCACAAACAGAAAAGAAAGAAGUCCGAGGCGCCCCCGCCGCCGCGGAGGAAGAAAAAGCUUCACAUACCGCGUAGAGCGCCAUCUAUAGUGGUGCCUCCGAGGCAGGUCGUGUACCCGUCGCCUGAUAAGACCACGUGCGCGGAAUGCACCUGCUACCCUAAGGAGGACCCUUAUGUUAGACCCAAGAAACUAAACCCAUGCCUAAAGACUCCGUUGACCCUGUACGAAUUGGCAGCAGAAGUGGUCGAACAGCUGAACUUCCCAGCAGCCUUCACCUGGAGCGAGGAAGACGUGGUGAAAUGGAUGUCUGAGGAGCUGGGACUGCCGCAAUAUAAGGAAUGCAUAACGGACAAUCACAUAGAUGGCAUGAGACUGCUGAUGCUGGAAGACCCCUCACGGCCUCCAAUGAUCAACAUACAUUACUUCGAUCAUAUUAAGCUCAUAUCUGGCGGGAUACGCAAACUAUACGGCACAGACUUCAUCAAGUUCUCCAGGAGCGUCGGUCUGCCCCCACGGUACCCCCUGACGCAUUGCACUUGGUUCAAAUCCCGGACUGGACCUUCUUGGGGAAUCAGGAAGAAUUGGACGAGAUUAGAUAUAUUAAGAUGGAUGAAGAUUGUCAUGCCGGCGCCUGUUUACAUGAACCACUGGGAUCUAGUUUGGUAUCAAAAGCCCGAUUACCCCAAGGUCAUGUUCGCGCGGGUUACAGACAAACACACACACGAACACAUACCACGGUACAAAGCGAUGAAGGAGACUAUUUGCUAUGAAUAUCAGGUACCCAGGAAAUUCAGGUUUCAAACAGGUAUACCCGAGGAGGAACAACUGAUCUGGAUUGAACGGAGACAAGAACCGCCAAAACCGAAGAAGAUGAAGAAGAAGCCAAAGAGAAAAGUAAUAGUGCCGAGAGAGACUAACUUGAUACCGAAAAUGAUUGAUCCGACAGGACUCAAAGGCAAAGACUUGAUUCUGGCCAGGAGGAAGAUGGCGACGCCAAAAUUUGCGCCGUCUGAUCUUUAA
Messenger RNA from Amyelois transitella, 1029 nucleotides. RefSeq lists its product as uncharacterized. The annotation marks the transcript as partial. The record is from RefSeq and is a predicted model, not a curated record. Gene Ontology annotation, molecular function: protein binding. NCBI's taxonomy places the organism in Eukaryota, Metazoa, Arthropoda, Insecta, Lepidoptera, Pyralidae. The transcript has 7 exons.